AUAUUAUACAAUAUUAUUAUAUUGUAUUAUUAUUAUUAGCCGCCCUGAGUCUCCUAUUGGGUGAGAAGGACGGGGUAAAAAUACUGUAAUAAAUAAAUAAAUAUUAUAUUGUAUUACAUUAUAAUAUUAUUAUUAAUAUUAUAUGUAUACACAAUAUAUUAUAUUAUUACCAUAUCAUUCAUUUACAACAUUUCGUCAACUCCAUGAACUCCAUAGAUUACUUAGACUCUGUAGACCUUAUAGAUCUCAUAGACUCCAUAGAUUCCAUUGACUCCAUAGAUGUCACAAUCUCCCUAGUUUCCAUAGGCUUCAUAGUUUCCAUAGACUCCAACGAUUACACAGACCCUGUAGACUUUAUAGACCUCAUAGACUCCAUGGACUCCAUAGACUUCAUAGUCUCCCUAGUCUCAAUAGACUUCAUAGUUUCCAUAGACUCCAACGAUUACAUAGACUCUGUAGACUUUAUAGACCUCAUAGACUCCAUGGACUCCAUAGACUUCAUAGUCUCCCUAGUCUCAAUAGACUUCAUAGUUUCCAUAGACUCCAACGAUUACAUAGACUCUGUAGACUUUAUAGACCUCAUAGACUCCAUGGACUCCAUAGACUUCAUAGUCUCCCUAGUCUCAAUAGACUUCAUAGUUUCCAUAACUCCAACAAUUACAUAGACUCUGUAGACUUUAUAGACCUCAUAGACUCCAUGGACUCCAUAGACUUCAUAGUCUCCCUAGUCUCAAUAGACUUCAUAGUUUCCAUAGACUCCAAAGAUUACACAGACCCUGUAGACUUUAUAGACCUCAUAGACUCCAUGGACUCCAUAGACUUCAUAGUCUCCCUAGUCUCAAUAGACUUCAUAGUUUCCAUAGACUCCAAAGAUUACACAGACCCUGUAGACUUUAUAGACCUCAUAGACUCCAUGGACUCCAUAGACUUCAUAGUCUCCCUAGUCUCAAUAGACUUCAUAGUUUCCAUAGACUCCAAAGAUUACACAGACCCUGUAGACUUUAUAGACCUCAUAGACUCCAUGGACUCCAUAGACUUCAUAGUCUCCCUAGUCUCAAUAGACUUCAUAGUUUCCAUAGACUCCAACGAUUACAUAGACUCUGUAGACUUUAUAGACCUCAUAGACUCCAUGGACUCCAUAGACUUCAUAGUCUCCCUAGUCUCAAUAGACUUCAUAGUUUCCAUAACUCCAACAAUUACAUAGACUCUGUAGACUUCAUAGACCUCAUAGACUCCAUGGACUCCAUAGACUUCAUAGUCUCCCUAGUCUCAAUAGACUUCAUAGUUUCCAUAGACUCCAAAGAUUACAUAGACUCUGUAGACUUUAUAGACCUUAUAGACUCCAUGGACUCCAUAGACUUCAUAGUCUCCCUAAUCUCAAUAGGCUUCAUAGUUUCCAUAGACUCCAACGAUUACAUAGACUCUGUAGACUUUAUAGACCUCAUAGACUCCAUGGACUCCAUAGACUUCAUAGUCUCCCUAAUCUCAAUAGGCUUCAUAGUUUCCAUAGACUCCAACGAUUACAUAGACUCUGUAGACUUUAUAGACCUCAUAGACUCCAUGGACUCCAUAGACUUCAUAGUCUCCCUAGUCUCAAUAGACUUCAUAGUUUCCAUAGACUCCAAAGAUUACACAGACCCUGUAGACUUUAUAGACCUCAUAGACUCCAUGGACUCCAUAGACUUCAUAGUCUCCCUAGUCUCAAUAGACUUCAUAGUUUCCAUAGACUCCAACAAUUACAUAGACUCUGUAGACUUUAUAGACCUUAUAGACUCCAUGGACUCCAUAGACUUCAUAGUCUCCCUAGUCUCAAUAGACUUCAUAGAUUCAAUAGACUCCAAAGAUUACAUAGACACUGAAGACUUUAUAGAUCUCAUGAACUCCAUAGACUUCAUUUACAACAUUGGUAAAUGGAAGAACAAUACAAUAUUUAAAAAUAAUAAUAAUUUUAACCAACAUACUGUAAACUUAUCAAGAUUUCAGUGGGAAGUGUGAGCCUGCUUCUGGCCAAUGAGAUAAUCAAGUAGGAUUGUUGUUGUGCAUUCAAGUCAUUUCAGACUUUGGUCGAGCCUAAGUCUAAAACUGAUCCUUUGAUAGCCUUCUUUGAGUCUUGAAUCUUGGCUGAUAUCAAGAAAUGGAGCUUGAGAAGCUUUGCCACUCUCAUUUUCAACGCAAGGAUGAUCAGCCGAGGCAAAAACUCUUACGAGUUGACUGCCAGCCCUCCAUUCACAAUAAUUCUUGGCCAAGUACGUACAGGAAGACCUAGAUUAUUUCAUUUCAUAACUAUGGUUUAUGCUCCCAGUCCUGAGCCCUUUGGACACAUCCAUCUGGUCCAAAACAAACUGUCAAGAGUUUUCAACGUCACCAAGAUACCCCUAGUCCUCUGUUUCCCUGUUUACUACUUCACUGCCAAGGUUUCUCUCUUUGCUUUGGGCUGCCUGUCACAUUACGAGAUGCGAGUGAAGGGAAAGAGACAGAAGCAAGCCAUUGCGUAGGAAUAAAUAGCCAAAAGGCCUCUUCCAUUGCUAGAGUCAUUCCAAUGCGGACGGAUUCUUUCUGGACUCGGGAAAGGUGGCGGAAAAAGAUAUUGGAGCAGUUACGAAUUGUGGACCUGAAGGUCACAGAUUUCCAAUUUUUGGAGACAUGCACACAUACAGCUUGGGCUUCUGCAUGCAUCUCUAUUAGGGUGUGUAUACACUAGACAUGUCCAAAAAAUAGUUUUGAAUCGUAUAUCGGAAUUAUUUCGGAUUGUUCUCACUUUUUGAUACGCAUUCCGAGACAUUGUCUCACAGCGUAAUCAGCAAUGUAAUUCGAACCAUUGUUGGCCCAUUCUCUAAUUGUCUCUUAAUGUUUUGUUAUCCCCCCCCCCAAAUUAUUUUAACGUAUUUUUAAAAAUAUAUUUUUUAAUUUUUUUUGUUUCUGCAACCUACCUUGAAUGGGAGCUUAGCUCAGCCUAACAUGGUUCUUUCACUUAGCAAGGAAAUUUCUAGUUUUCAAAGUAUCUUUGCACUCCUUGCCAGGGCAUUGCUUGGCGUGGUGGUCACUGGUCCAUUUCUAAUGGAAGGCAUUGGGUUGAGGCUUGUGGGAUUACAUAGCCAGAGACACCAUUGAUUUCGCGUCUGCCAUUUUAGAAACAUUUAGAAUCAUUACGAAUUUUCAGAAAUAUCCGAAAUUUUUGGGUGAAAAAAAUCGGAAAUACUUUCUAUAUCGAAGCGCCAUCGCCCCCUACUUUAGAAACGAGAAUUGAAACAUUUUUUUUCAUUGAUCGGACAUGCCUAGUACAUACGUAUCCACCAUUAACAAGGUACAUACGAAGAAUCGGAACUUUCGGAAAGUUUUGAACUUUUUGCUUCAAAAUUCGGAAAUGACUUUAGAAACGAAGCGCCAGCGUCCCCUACUUUCAAAGUGAGUAUUGAACCAUUUUUUUUCAUGGAUCGCACAUGCCUAAUUUCCAUACUCACUGGUCCUCCGUCAGGAUCCCGGAUGUAGCCGUAGGCAAUGGUUUUGUUGAUCGCGUGCCCAAAGUCUGCCCGGCGGAUGUGCCCAACCACUUUGCCGUUCCUCCAGAUGGCUUCCAACCCAAACAUGGGCACCUUUCUAUGGAAAGGAGAGAAAAUUACAUGAGGUAUACUAUUGGAUAUAAUGAACCAA
Molecule: messenger RNA, 3651 nt
Organism: Anolis carolinensis (green anole)
Lineage: Eukaryota; Metazoa; Chordata; Lepidosauria; Squamata; Anolidae
Exons: 1
Coding region: 1237-1995 (252 amino acids)
Source: RefSeq, a predicted model, not a curated record